CCUCUCUGGCUUGCUUGUGGUGAAGGUUUGUCAUUAAGUUAUUUUGCAAUGGCUCGAGAAUUCAAACUGCUCUUUGUCCUUUGGCUAGUUGGGGCCAGUUUUGGUGGUCCAACAAUAGCUACAAUAGCAGGUGAGCCCACUACCAACAUAACACCUACACUAGCAGGUGAGCCCACUACCAACAUAACACCUACACUAGCAGGUGAGCCCACCACCAACAUAACACCUACACUAGCAGGUGAGCCCACCACCAACAUAACACCUACACUAGCAGGUGAGCCCACCACCAACAUAACACCUACACUAGCAGGUGAGCCCACCACCAACAUAACACCUACACUAGCAGGUGAGCCCACCACCAACAUAACACCUACACUAGCAGGUGAGCCCACCACCAACAUAACACCUACACUAGCAGGUGAGUCCACUACCAACAUAACACCUACACUAGCAGGUGAGCCCACCACCAACAUAACACCUACACUAGCAGGUGAGUCCACUACCAACAUAACACCUACACUAGCAGGUGAGCCCACCACCAACAUAACACCUACACUAGCAGGUGAGCCCACCACCAACAUAACACCUACACUAGCAGGUGAGCCCACCACCAACAUAACACCUACACUAGCAGGUGAGUCCACUACCAACAUAACACCUACACUAGCAGGUGAGCCCACCACCAACAUAACACCUACACUAGCAGGUGAGCCCACCACCAACAUAACACCUACACUAGCAGGUGAGCCCACCACCAACAUAACACCUACACUAGCAGGUGAGCCCACCACCAACAUAACACCUACACUAGCAGGUGAGCCCACCACCAACAUAACACCUACACUAGCAGGUGAGUCCACUACCAACAUAACACCUACACUAGCAGGUGAGCCCACCACCAACAUAACACCUACACUAGCAGGUGAGCCCACCACCAACAUAACACCUACACUAGCAGGUGAGCCCACCACCAACAUAACACCUACACUAGCAGGUGAGUCCACUACCAACAUAACACCUACACUAGCAGGUGAGCCCACCACCAACAUAACACCUACACUAGCAGGUGAGCCUACCACCAACAUAACACCUACACUAGCAGGUGAGCCCACUACCACCAUAACACCUACAAUAGCAAGUGAGCCUACUUUGGAUGGUCCAUCCAUAACACCUGCUAGAACAACAACACCAGUUCCUACAAAGCCUCAAGGUAAUUCCAUCUGUUAAAACCGUUAUUUCCUCUGUUUCCAUUAUGUCAU
This is a messenger RNA of Cyclopterus lumpus (lumpfish), 1259 nucleotides long. Its product is annotated as melanoma-associated antigen E1-like. The transcript has 2 exons. The record is from RefSeq and is a predicted model, not a curated record. Lineage: Eukaryota; Metazoa; Chordata; Actinopteri; Perciformes; Cyclopteridae. Bases 49 to 1227 code for a protein of 392 amino acids.